Sphaerodactylus townsendi is the source of this 2832-nucleotide messenger RNA. It is a transcript of the gene SERBP1, whose product is annotated as SERPINE1 mRNA binding protein 1. Gene Ontology annotation, cellular component: cytoplasm; nucleus. Gene Ontology annotation, molecular function: mRNA 3'-UTR binding. The transcript has 10 exons. The coding region runs from base 114 to 1496 and encodes 460 amino acids. Lineage: Eukaryota; Metazoa; Chordata; Lepidosauria; Squamata; Sphaerodactylidae. The record is from RefSeq and is a predicted model, not a curated record.
GGAAGAGAAGCGAGUUUCUUGGGGGGCCGGCCAUCUUGUGUGGGCAGCGAGCGAGCGCGCAGGGGGUGGGCCUGGGCAGCAUCCGCGGAGGAUCCCGCCGAGAGGGGUCCAUCAUGCCCGGACACCUGCAGGAAGGCUUCGGCUGCGUCGUCACCAACCGCUUCGACCAGCUCUUGGACGACGAAUCCGAUCCCUUCGAGGUGAUCCAAGCGGCCGAGAGCCGUAAGAAAGAGAGCGCCGGAGGAGGAGGCGGCGGCGGCGGCGGCGGCGGCGGAGGGGGCCACCAAGGCGGCCGUGGAGGCGGCAGUGGCCAGGCGGCUCAAGCUAACUCAGGCGGAGGCGCCGGCUCAGGCCAGGCCGGCUCUGCGGGCGGGAGCGGCAGCGCGGCUAAGCAGCUGCGCAGGGAGUCGCAGAAGGAGCGCAAGAAUCCGCUGCCGCCCUUCGCGGUCUCUGCUGGGCCUGGCGGCGCAGGGGAACGGAGGGAAGAUGGAGGCGGGCAGCCUGGCUCCGCGCCCCUCAGGAAAGAAGGGAUACGACGAAUUGGCAGAAGGCCUGAUCAGCAGCAGCCUCAGGGAGAAGGGAAACCUAUUGAAAGGAGGCAAGAGAGACGGCCUCCUCGUGAGCGGCGAUUUGACAAACCUGCUGAAGAGAAGGGUGAAGGAGGAGAGUUUUCUGUUGACAAACCCAUUAUUGAUCGCCCAAUGCGUGGCCGUGGUGGUCCAGGUGGAAGAGGUGGUCGUGGUGGCAGAGGACGUGGCAUGGGCAGAGGAGAUGGCUUUGACUCUAGAGGCAAACGUGAAUUUGAUAGGCAUAGUGGAAGCGACAGAUCUUCUCUUUCACAUUCACAUUUCAGUGGACUAAAGCAUGAGGACAAGCGUGGUGGAAGCGGAUCACACAAUUGGGGAACAGUCAAAGAUGAACUAACUGAGUUGGAUCAAUCAAAUGUGACAGAGGAAACACCAGAGGGAGAGGAACAUCCACCUGCUGAUUCAGAGAAUAAAGAGAAUGAAGUAGAUGAAGUCAAGGAAGAGGGUCCGAAAGAAAUGACUCUGGAUGAAUGGAAAGCUAUUCAAAAUAAGGAUCGUGCAAAAGUUGAAUUCAAUAUCCGCAAACCAAAUGAAGGUGCUGAUGGACAAUGGAAAAAAGGUUUUGUUCUUCAUAAGUCAAAGAGUGAGGAGACAAAGGGGAUGGCAGAGAUGCAGGGGAGUCAGCUGGAAUCCAGUGAGUCUCAUGCUGAAGACUCUGUAAUGGAUCAUCACUUCCGCAAGCCAGCAAAUGACAUCACAUCCCAGCUGGAGAUAAAUUUUGGAGAUCUUGGUCGCCCUGGACGAGGUGGAAGAGGUGGAAGAGGAGGCCGUGGGCGUGGGGGAAGGGCCAACCGUGGAAGCAGAACUGACAAGUUGGUUAAGGAGUUUGAUGUGAUCCACACACCCAACCAGUCAAGUGCUUCAGCUCCUGAUGUCGACGAUCCAGAAGCUUUCCCAGCUCUGUCCUAAACUGGAUGCCCUAAGCCAACCCUGCCCUUUGUUGGGCCCUCCUGUACAAGGCUUGCAUGCUUAAGGAUCCUAAAAACAACUAAGAAAUUUAAAAAGGGGACUCUCAUUCAUACCAUUCACACCUAAAGACUGACUUUUACCUGUUUUGAAAAUGAACUUCUCUUGCUACACAGAAGCAACAAUAUGGUAGUCAGUUUUGUAUUUAGAAAUGUAACGGUAGCAGGGAUGUUUUCAUAAUUUUUUUCGGAAAUUAUGCAUUCUUCAUGGAUACUUUUUUGUAUUGCUGCUUGAAAAUAUGCGUUUCCAAACUUGAAAUAUAGGUGUGAACAAUGUGUACCAGUUAAAGCUUUCACUUCAUUUGUUUUUAUUUUUUAAUUUAGAAAUUUAGAUGUUUUCCCCUAAACUACCAACCAGUUUAACUCUUGCACACUUUUUUCUUUUAAUACUGCUUAGCAGAUUGUUUUCAGUCCACGGUCAGCUGGGAUAUGUACAAAAAUAAUUUGGAAAAUUGUUAGUACUAACUUCUGGAAUAGUUUGAGUUUUUAAUACUUAAAUCCAAACUUGAAGAAGUCCAUUUUCUUCUAUCUUUGGUAGCUUGUGUAUUCAAAGUCUUUAUACAAAAAUGAUAUCGGAUACUUGAAAAAUAGUCAAAGCACAUUGGUUUAUACUCAAAUACCUGCUCAUAAAGCCAACACCUCUGUUUGGAUAAUUGGUCUAAGCCAUUCUAAAAAGAAAAACUCUUUAUUAUAACUCUCCUUUUUACCUUAUUCCUUUUCUUUCACAAAACUAGUUGUCAGUUUGGUAAAACUUUGUUUAAAGUUGUUAAUAUUGUUGCGACCCAAAAUAUCUUGUAGAUGGGAGCAACUUUUUUUUCAUGCUGUGGAAGCUUGGGAAGGAAGUGGCAUCUAUUUCUAACACAGUUUGUUUAAACUGUAAUUGAUAUUGUCUGGCAGUGCAGUAUAUCAACACAGAGGUGCACCUGCAUUGGAUGCAUUUAUACACUUCCACUAGCUACAAUCUUGGUCCUGAAAGAAGAAACCAAAGGGACAGUGUACUGCUUUGGAGGAAGACAUAUAAGUUGGAGGACAGUGAGCAUCAAAAUGGGACAGCUUUGGUCUCCUUGGGACAUAAACCAAAACCUCACUUUUUGUUGUGGAUUUUUUUUUCUCUGUUGCUUCUGGUCUCUGCUAGCUGACAAAGGAAUGUUUAUUUUCAGAGGGUGAUUGUAAGUUCUCCUUACCACUGUAGAAUUCUCUUAAUCCCUGUGAACAGGAAUGUUACCACUUUCAAAAUGCAAGGAAUUGGGAAGAGCAAAUAAUAAAAGGACUUAUUAGGA